Terrapene triunguis (Three-toed box turtle) is the source of this 492-nucleotide messenger RNA. RefSeq names its product beta-1,4 N-acetylgalactosaminyltransferase 1-like. The transcript is spliced from 3 exons. The record is from RefSeq and is a predicted model, not a curated record. Bases 48 to 440 code for a protein of 130 amino acids. Lineage: Eukaryota; Metazoa; Chordata; Testudines; Emydidae.
CCUCCUCCCACCUCUCCCGAAAGGGCCUGGAUCCAGGGCGUCCCAGGAUGCGUCUGGUGCAGAAGUCCCUGUGCCUGCUGCUGGUGGUCACAGCAUCCCUGGCCCUGCUCUACCUGCAUGUCUGGUCGCCCAAGCCCUACAGCACGGUCGACCUGCGCAACCGGCCAGACCGAGCCCCCGAGCAGCUGCUGGGCGAGCCCUUGCUGGGCCCCUCCAACAAGUUCGCCCACAUCCCCUUCCAGCUCAAGGAGGAGAUCGUCGAGCUGCUGCCCAGGAACUCCUGCUCGUGCGAGGUGGCGCCCGGCGGGAAGUUGCCCUUCCCCAAGCAGCUCUUCAGCCACCUCUACUCGCUGGAGUUCGCCUCCGCCUUCGGCCCCGCGGAGCUGGCGCGGAUCCGCAGCCGCCGGGAACAGGAGUACCAGAGCUACCGGCAGCGGUGAGUCACGCUGGGGAGGGGGGCAAAGGGCUGUGGAGGCUCCUCACGCCUGGGUC